Phodopus roborovskii (desert hamster) is the source of this 974-nucleotide messenger RNA. Its product is annotated as olfactory receptor 10. Gene Ontology annotation, cellular component: membrane. The record is from RefSeq and is a predicted model, not a curated record. The transcript has a single exon. Gene Ontology annotation, molecular function: olfactory receptor activity; G protein-coupled receptor activity. Bases 39 to 974 code for a protein of 311 amino acids. Gene Ontology annotation, biological process: G protein-coupled receptor signaling pathway. Lineage: Eukaryota; Metazoa; Chordata; Mammalia; Rodentia; Cricetidae.
CCCGAUUUAUCCUCUGGUACUUGUUCAUGUGAAAGGCUAUGGGAAGCUUCAACACCAGCUUGGGAAGAGGCUUCAUUUUGGUGGGCUUCUCAGACUGGCCUCAACUAGAACUCAUCUUCUUUAUUUACAUUUUGAUUUUCUACACCUUAACUCUCUUUGGCAACACUGCCAUCAUUGCUCUGUCCCGAAUGGACCUUCGAUUACACACUCCCAUGUACUUCUUCCUCUCCAAUCUCUCCUUCCUGGACCUCUGCUACACCACCAGCACUGUGCCCCAGCUCCUGAUCAACCUUCAUGGACUUGACAGAACCAUCAGCUAUGGUGGGUGUGUGACCCAGAUGUUUGUAUUUCUUGCUCUGGGCUCCACAGAGAGUUUGCUCCUGGUGGUGAUGGCCUUUGACCGCUAUGCUGCUGUGUGUCGUCCCCUGCACUACACAACCAUCAUGAACCCCCUUCUCUGUCAGGCAUUGGCUAUUGUCUCCUGGGUGGGAGGCCUCAUGAACUCCCUGAUCCAGACAAGUCUCAUGAUGGCCAUGCCCCUCUGUGGCAAUCGACUGAAUCAUUUCUUCUGUGAGAUGCCUGUAUUCAUCAAGUUGGCCUGUGAAGACACGGGAGGUACAGAGGCCAAGAUGUUUGUGGUCAGAGUGGUCAUUGUUGCUUUUCCAGCCAUGCUCAUUCUGGGCUCCUAUGCACAGAUUGCCAGGGCAGUGCUGAAGAUCAAGUCAGCGGCUGCACGCAGGAAAGCUUUUGGGACAUGUGGGUCCCACCUUGUGGUGGUUUCUCUGUUUUAUGGCUCAGCCACCUACACAUACUUACAGCCCAAGGACAGCUAUUCCGAGAGCAAAGGAAAGUUUGUUGCUCUUUUUUAUAGCAUCAUCACCCCCAUGCUCAACCCUCUGAUUUAUACCCUGAGGAACAAGGAUGUGAAGGGGGCUCUGUGGAGGAUACUAGGGAGAGGCACAGACACGGGAUAG